CUUUACCGAACAUCAGAUUAUCGAGAUGAUCUCUGUCGAGCAACUCGAUGGCUUGAAGGUCGACUACACUUGAGCCCACGAUCUCGGCCUAUUGCUCGUAAACGAUCCCCAUCGGCACCACGAUUUACAGCGGACUAUCGAUCACGGAGGGCAGUGAACGAUUCGUCGGGAUCCAGCUACGGCAGUGGUAAUAAUGGCGGUACCGGUCGUAUGGGACGAAGUCCGAGCAUCACGGGAAGGUCACCGGAUCAUCCCGGUCGGAACGGUAUUGAGCAGGGCAAUAUGGGUAUGCCAGAUAAAACGGAAAUGGAAGCUAUGUUGCGUGUGGUCAAUGACGCCUGUCGAUUCAUGGAUAUGAUUCCGCCAGGAUCAACGAUUCCAACAAAUUCUACCGACCCUCUAAUUUGGGAGGAAAUCAAAUUUACUGAGCACACACUGAUGCUCAGUUCCAAUUCGCUCCUGAUAUCCGAAGAACCAAUUCAACGACUAGGAACCGUGGUCCCGGUCCGAUUUAAACAAAGCAUGCCAUUGACGCAGGUUUGGUGUCACGUGAUGAGUGUUCAACCAACCUCAGGCAGCACGUCCGGGUCCGCGGAUUGGAUCAAAUCCUCAGCCAAUAUAUUGACAAUCCCAAAAGCCACAGUCACACGGUUCGGCAAAUUGGCCGGAACCACGUUUGAUGGAUUGGCCAGUAAAAUGAACGCGAACACAGGUGAUGCACAGUCAGACGGUCGAACACCUCGACCAGAUGACAGCCAGAUAGUGCGACUUGUGUGGAUCGGGUGUCCACCAGUUCACAACUGGUUGUUACAAUUUCAUAAAGACUCCAUUGGGGACCGUUGGGUUACAUCAUUGCAAGAAACGCUUCUACAAAACCAGCAAGUUCUUGAAGGUCGAUCUCUAUGUGUGAAAAUUUUGAACGAAGUAACAGACAAUCAGGUUGUUUACAAAUAUCACCACGUGACAGUUAACACUUCCGUAAAUGAGCUCAAAGAAAAGGCGUUGAUCUCGAUGAAUAUAAAAGGUCAUCAUGAUUGCCACAUGCUCGUUCGAUAUCAUCCAACUGCGGACGAGGAACGGGACUUCCUUUUGACCGAUGAACUGCGUGAAUCCCAGCCCGGUCCCGUCGAUCUGGAAACAUUUGUGCGUCAAUUGCCUUCCAAUGAUCCAAUCAUACCGCGAGAUCAAUUACGCGUUGAAUUCGUUUUGCAUGCUCGAAGCAGUUCGUCCGUGAAACACGGUAAAAGGCCUCGACACAGCGGGAUGGUCAAGCCUUCUGAUUUGAAAAAAGGCAGUCCAAGCGCUACCAAUGCCGCUCGAGCAGCGAAAAAUCGUGGAAAAAUGCGCGAGAAGACCAAAUCGACCGCGCAGUUGAACACGAUCAACCCAGUUGCGGCACCGAACACGUUUCCAUUACGCGGAUCUAGAAGUAUGGGUUCUUUAAACACGACCGUAAAAGCCGGGGAAAUUUUCGGGCAGGUCCCGGAAGAACUCUGGCCGGAACCUUGUCUGCCUCAAUCACUGAUGAGUUUAUUUGUGAUUGUGUAUUACACCGGUGUGAAUGUGGAAGGCAUAUUCCGUCGAACCGUGGUCAAUCGGAAUAUCUGCGCUAUGCGUGACAAGGUGGACGAGAAUGAACUGAUUACACCCAGUAUAUGCCCACCGAUCUUGGCUGCAUGUGUCCUGAAAAAGUUCUUCCACGAAAUACCCUCUCAUGUGCUUGGUGAUGAGAAUUGGGAUGAUUGGAUGGAGAUCAUUCGUAUGUCCAACUUCGCUGAACGUGCAAAGGAGGUACAACGGUAA
Molecule: messenger RNA, 1803 nt
Organism: Echinostoma caproni
Lineage: Eukaryota; Metazoa; Platyhelminthes; Trematoda; Plagiorchiida; Echinostomatidae
Source: the annotation of a GenBank genome assembly